This is a messenger RNA of Melampsora larici-populina 98AG31, 987 nucleotides long. RefSeq lists its product as uncharacterized. Gene Ontology annotation, molecular function: ATP binding; protein serine/threonine kinase activity. NCBI's taxonomy places the organism in Eukaryota, Fungi, Basidiomycota, Pucciniomycetes, Pucciniales, Melampsoraceae. The transcript is spliced from 5 exons. The record is from RefSeq and is a predicted model, not a curated record. Gene Ontology annotation, biological process: protein phosphorylation. Bases 1 to 987 code for a protein of 328 amino acids.
AUGGAGGACAUAGAUGUGCAAGUUGACGCGCCCCAAAUGGUUUCCAUAUGGGAGAGUCCUUUCUUGGAGUUCAAUCAUGAAGGCCGUCCAGUUAUAAAAAUCAAGGGCAGAACCGUGGAAAAUGCAUUGGAAAUUGAUGACUUAGAUGUCACUGAUCCUGAACCGCCUUUGUCCAUAGGCUGGAAAGUUGCUCGAAUUAAUCCCGCAAAUAAUUUUGAAGCAAAGAAACCUGGGAAUGGUUAUGCUUUGGUCCUGAUGCCCAAUGAAGACAAGAACGGUGUUGAAAACUAUGAAUUUUUUCAGUUGAAAGUCAACUUCAGAGUUAAUCAAAAUGAACUGAUCCACCUCUGGGACUUUCGUGAUCGGUUCAAAGGUCAACUUAUCCUGGACAAGGGUACGGUUAUGGAUGUCAUUGCUCGCAAGAGUUUCCCUGGAUUCCCAGUGGAACUCGAGCAUUAUUGUCGAGUGGCUCAGGCUAUGCUAUUGGCCACCUGGCUUGUCAAUCAAUUCAAGGAUGUGACAGAAGCGUUGUCUAUGCCCAGCACUCAACGGAAAUUAAUGCGUGGCUUGAGGGUUGUUUCCCACGUUUUAGCAUAUGAGGAUAAGCCUGGCAGUAGCUCAGUACACGAGCAUGACAUCUUCAUGCUUGAAGAGUCUUUGAUAGGUCCCUGUAUCCAUCAUCAAGAUGAUGGCAAUUUUCGGGCCAUCAAAAAUCCCACUUUCCAAGAGGAAAACGGGGUGAUGAGGGCACUUACCCACUGGACUUAUGACCAUUUCAAGGGUCAAGCUUGUCUUGCUGGAAUCCACACCAUUGGGAUGGUGAUCACAGAUAUAAAAUUCAUUGAAAGGCAAUAUAAUGAUUGGGCUUUUGGCAACUUGGGACACUCAGGUCUAAAGUCUUUUGAAAAUGGCCACAAAUGCUCAAAAUUGUGUGAUGAUCUGGGCCUCCGCAAGUUGCCCAAAGACCCAUCAUUGAUUGUAAAUUGA